GCCGAGUUGGAAAUUUGGCGGGAGAUGACCAUGGCUGUGGACACGGCGCAAACGGACGACACAGAGGCCCAGAAGGAGGGGUUUGUCCCGCAGAAGGAGAUCGUGUACAAUGCCCUGCUGCCUUACACUGACCGGUUGGACCCCGAGGCCGAUGCGCUCCUGGCGGAAAUCAAAGCCAAUCUGUCCCGGGCCGUGCUGCUGCGGGAGCUGUGGCCCGGGACCGCCUUUUGGUGCAGGAAACUCUUCUCGUUUCUGAAGCUGUACGGCCGCCGCUUCAGUAAAGACGACCAUAUCCUCUUUGUGAAGUUACUGUACAAGUUGGUGACGCUCCCGAAUUUGGAGCCGUACAUGAUGCAAACCUACGCUCGCCUUCUCAUCCAGCUCCUCAAAAAGAAGGAGCUGCUGUCCCGGGAUGACCUGCAGUUGCCAUGGAGACCGCUGUACGACCUUUACGAGAAGGUGGUCUACUCCAAAACAGAGCACCUCGGGCUCAUCUGGUUCCCAAACUCAGUGGACCACAUUCUGAAGGCUCUGGUGAAAAGCUGCCGACUGUAUUUCCCUGCCUCUUCCACUCAGGAGAUGCUGGACGAGUGGCGCCCCCAGCUGUGCGUGUUUGACGUUGUCAUGCAGAAGGCGAUAAGUAACAUGGAGUUAUUCCUGCCCACAAUUCUGCCCGUCAAGGAGCACGGCCAGGGCUUCCAAUUGUGGUUUGAUGAAUUAAUGAAUCUGUGGUUGUCGGUGCAAAAUCAGCCCAGUUGGGAAGGGCAUCUUGUGAACCUGUUUGCUCGACUGGCCAACGACAACAUCGGAUACGUGGACUGGACCCCUUAUAUCUCCACAAUUUUUACAAGAAUCCUUCGUAGUUUAAAUCUCCCCGUUGGCGUCAGUCGAAUGGUGGCUCCUCGAUAUCUCACCAACUCGUACGACCCUGGGCACCUGGUGUUGUGGAUCACAGCCCUACUGGGUGGUCCAGGAAACCCCGCCCAGAAAGAGCUGACCUGCCUCUUCAACAGCAUCGCAUCUUUCUACCAUCCGUCCAACCACGGGCGCUGGCAGGCUCGUCUAAUGCGUCUUCUUCAGCGUUUACCAGCGAGUGUCGUUCGGCGUGUCCACCGAGAGCGCCACGCUGCCCCCUGCUGGAUCACACUGGUCCCUGAGUCUCAGAGACUCACAGAUGAAGACUUAAGAGAGUUCACUCAGAGUUUACUAGGAGCAGCUCUACUGGCCAUGUACAGUAAAACGGGAAGCACUGAUGCAGCCUACGCUCUCCAAAACCUGGCCCUCCUCACUCCAGAACUCAUCCUACCACCAGUGCUGGAGAAGACGUAUGUUGCCAUGGAGACGCUGACUGAGCCCCACACACUCACAGCCACUCUGAGCUGCAUGAUCGGUAUGGCCCGGAGCCUCGUAUCAGCCAACAAUAAUUACCCAGAAGGCCGAGCGCACGUGGUCCCUCUCCUCAUGGGCUCCCUGCCUGGUGUCGACCCCAACGACUUCAGCAAGUGUAUGAUAACGUUUCAGUUCAUUGCCACCUUCACGACUCUGGUGCCUUUAGUCGACUGCUCCUCUGCUCCGUCUGAUCACCCAGAGCUCACUGAAAUUGAGAGAGAUCUUUGCUUUGCUUCGGCGGAAUUUGAAGACUUCGUUUUGCAGUUUCUCGACAGAUGUUUUGCGUUGAUCGACAGCUCCACUCUGGAACAGACACGAGACGAGACAGAGACGGAUACACAGACCCAGCUGGAGAGUCUGGUAGAGCUGGGCCUCUCCUCCACCGUCAGCACCAUCCUCACACAGUGCUCCAUACAAAUAUACAAGGUGGCACUGCAGAAGGUGUAUAAUUUUGCCACAUCUAACAUCUUUGAGACGUGUGUGUCUGGAAGGAUGGUGGCGGAUAUGUGCCGAGCAGCAGCCAAGUGUCAUCCUUCCGAGUCGCUCCGUCUGUUUGUGCCUCACUGCUGCAGCGUCAUCUUCAACAUCACCAAAAGUGAGGAGCUUAAUGAAGAGAAUCUGGACAAAGAGCUGCUCUGGAACCUGCAACUGCUGUCAGAGGUGACUCGUGUGGAUGGGCAGCAUUUGUUGAAAUACUGCGCAGAGUUGGAGAAGGUUCUGAGGUUGUGUCUCCGUGUGCAGUGUAAACGAGCCUACACUUUGGCCUGUAGUUUACUGGAACACACCCUGCGCUCGCUCUCCCUCAUCUAUCCCACAGAAUACAGAAGUACUGCAGGAGGAUUCGAUACAGACCUCCCCAUCAGGGACUGGGGCAGGGACGGAGACGUGUCGGCUCUGGGCGUCUGUUGGCACGUGCCCAGUGAAGAGGAGCAGAGCUUUGUCUUUGAGCUGCUGCAGAGCCUUUUGAAACCCGAGCUUCGGCGAAUUCAAGAGCACGUCUCCGGAGGGCACCCCAUGAGCAGGGAGGAGCUGUUGCAGAGCCUGGCCAUCGUGCAACACAGUUUAUUGGGAGCUGGGAGCCUUCUGCGGCUGCUGGACGGACCGCGUGUCUCUGACCUUGUGCCCUCCAUGGUGAAGCUGGGGGAGAUCAGGCUGCACAUAGGGGUGGACUAUGAUGAUUCACAGGAGAACUACAGAGAGUCCAUCUGCCAAACUCUGCGUCUGCUGCUACAUCACAUUUUGGAGCACUCAGAAGACGACACCAAGUCACUUUUUGUCAUCAUUAAGAUCAUCAGCGACCUCAUGUUUUUCCGAGGCACUCACAAAAAGGAGUUUGAUUCGCGUUGGAAGAGCUUCACACUGGUCAAAAAGUCCAUGGAAAAUCGGCUUCUGGGCAGAAAGAAGCACAUACGAGCCCUGCUCAUCGACCGCGUACUACUGCAACAUGAGAUGAGGAACUUGGUGGUCGAAGGCUGCGAGUACAAAGUGAUCCAUCAAGAUCUGCUCUGUGAUCUGCUGCUCCUGUCUACAAGCACGUACAGCCAGGUUCGGAGUCGUGCUCAGAAUGUCCUCAUGACUGCUUUAGGGACCUACAGUUUUUCAUACAGAGACAUAAUUCCACGAGUCGUACAGCUGCUGGUGCCUGAACACAUCACGGCAUCACAACACCAGUUCAAGGGUGCCCUCUACUGUCUGCUGGGUGCGCAGAGCGGACUGUGCCUGUCCAGUGUUCGGGAUUGGGAUGGGAUUGGUGAAGUUUGGCCAGCUUUGGUGCGCUGUGGUCUCUCUCCAACCAUGACCCUGGAAAAACCCUCCAUCGGGCGACUUCUGGACGAUAUAAUCGAUCGAAUCCACAGACAACAUGAGACAGUCGGGAUUUUCUUUGUUGUCUCGGAGGAGUGUGUGGAAAUUGCCAAUCAAAUCGCUCAGUCCAGAAACCCAGCUCCUGCCUUUGACGUUCCCAUAGUGGAAGAGCUGAAGGAGGGACUGCAGCGGCAACGCAUCAGGAACGUCGUCAACUCCAGGAAGUACGAAAAGCUCGUGAACGACCUUUUGGAUUGCCUUGAAGACCGAGACCUUCCAUGGAAGUUUGAGCACAUGUGCGCAGACCUCCUCUCCCUCCUCCUUCGGGACGACCACCCUCUGCCCCCUGAUGCAGUGCUGUACUUCACCCAGGGCCUGGUACAUGACUCCAUCAGCAUAAGAAAGGUUGCCAUUUUGGCUGUGGCUGGGAUUCUUAAACAGCAGAAGCGGCCCAGACUGAAAAUAACAGUGAAGCCUUCAGAUAUAAGUGGUAUAGAGGACCCAGAGGGAGUGUGUGCGGGGGACAGGGAGUCAAACCGCUGGCUGCAGUACAACAGCUCCCAAGUCCCUCUAACAGAGCAGCAAUGGGACACUCAGCCCUAUGUGGAGAAAACCCAUCUGGGAUAUUACUCCUGGCCCAGAGAAAUGAUGAUCUAUGCAGGUUGUGAAAAGGCAAAAGAAGACCUGUCCUAUGACGAUAUGAGUGAGGGUGAAAAGAUCAUUUACGAGUACUUCACAGACUCUGAGUUCAUUGACCAACUGAUUGAGUUUCUUUCACUGGAGGAACGCAAAGGCAAAGACAGCUUCAACCCCCGACGCUUCUGUCUCUUCAAGGGCCUCUUCCGUAACUAUGGCGACGCCUUCCUCCCGUUGCUAUGGCCACACCUGGAGAGUCUUUCGGCCGACCCCCACGAGAGCUCGCAACGCUGUGUGUGUGAGAUCACUGCUGGGCUGAUCCGAGGAAGCAAACUCUGGAGCUUUGGCAAGGUGGAGAGGCUGUGGCAGCUCCUGUGUCCUAUGAUCAGGACGGCUCUGGCGAACAUCACUGUGGAAACGUACACGGACUGGGGAACAGCAAUCGCUACUGCAUGUGAGGGACGCGACCCCAGGAAGCUGCACUGGCUGUUGGAGCUGCUGAUGGAGAGCCCCCUGAGUGGAGAGUGCGGCUCCUUCAGGGACGCCAGCCUGCUCUACGUUCUCCAGGGAGGACUGGCUCAGCAGCAGUGGAGAGUGUCCGAGUUACUGCAUCGUCUCCUUGGUUACCUGGAGCCCAAACUCACCCAGGUGUAUAAGGACGUGAGGGAGCGCAUCGGCAGUGUCCUGACCUACAUCUUCAUGAUAGACGUCGCUCUGCCCCACACACACCCCACCUCCUCCCCCCACGUCGCCGAGUUUGUCGCCCGGGUCCUGGACAGGCUCAAGCCCCUCACGUCCGAACCCGAAAUCCACAACCACGUCCACGAAGAGAACACCCAGGGGAGCAACGACGAGCGAACCCAAGCUGUCAAACUGCUGAAGACGGUUUUAAAAUGGUUGAUGGCGAGCGCGGGGCGUACCUUUACCACUCCGGUUCAACAACAGCUGCAGCUCCUGCCUUUGCUUUUCAAGAUUGCCCCAGUGGAGAUUGAUGAAAGCUAUGAUGAGAUGAAACAGGAUGCGCGCACGUGUCUGUCGCUCAUGUCUCAGGGCCUGCUGUACCCGGAGCACGUCCCGUUGGUUUUGGCUGCGCUGGAAGAGAUGGCAGUGAACCGGUCGUGGCACGCUCGGUUCUCCGUCCUCACUUACCUCCAGAUCAUGGUCUUUUAUAACCUCUUCACACUGCUCAGCCUCCCCAAAGAAGUGCUCCGCCUCAAGGCAAUGGUCAUGCAGCUGCUCCUGGAUGAACAGCUCGAGGUGCGGGACAUGGCGGGCACCACCCUGAGUGGCUUACUGCAGUGCCACUUCUUCCCUCUGGACUGUGGUCUGCACUCGGAGCUGCAGACGCUGAGUCAGACCUCGGUCCCCAGAGCUCGCGGGGAGCUCGCCUCCACAGACCUGGUGCGGCGCCAUGCUGGAGUGUUGGGCCUGAGCGCCUGCAUCCUGUCCAGUCCCUACGACGUCCCAGACUGGAUGCCUCAGAUCCUGAUGGAGCUGAGCGAGCACCUCAACGACCCACAGCCCAUAGAGAUGACGGUGAAGAAGACUUUAUCCGAGUUCAGACGCACUCAUCAUGAUAACUGGCAGGAGCAUCGACAGAGCUUCACUGACGACCAACUGUUGGUGCUCACGGACCUGCUGGUGUCCCCCUGCUACUACGCCUGA
Periophthalmus magnuspinnatus is the source of this 5493-nucleotide messenger RNA. It is a transcript of the gene psme4b, whose product is annotated as proteasome activator subunit 4b. Gene Ontology annotation, cellular component: spermatoproteasome complex; cytosol; nucleus. The record is from RefSeq and is a predicted model, not a curated record. The transcript is spliced from 47 exons. Gene Ontology annotation, molecular function: peptidase activator activity; proteasome binding. Gene Ontology annotation, biological process: proteasomal ubiquitin-independent protein catabolic process. Bases 25 to 5493 code for a protein of 1822 amino acids. NCBI's taxonomy places the organism in Eukaryota, Metazoa, Chordata, Actinopteri, Gobiiformes, Gobiidae.